This is a messenger RNA of Fukomys damarensis (Damara mole-rat), 621 nucleotides long. Its product is annotated as olfactory receptor 7A10-like. The record is from RefSeq and is a predicted model, not a curated record. Gene Ontology annotation, molecular function: olfactory receptor activity. NCBI's taxonomy places the organism in Eukaryota, Metazoa, Chordata, Mammalia, Rodentia, Bathyergidae. Gene Ontology annotation, biological process: G protein-coupled receptor signaling pathway. Gene Ontology annotation, cellular component: membrane. Bases 1 to 621 code for a protein of 206 amino acids. The transcript has a single exon.
AUGUACUUCUUCCUCUCCAACCUGUCCUUUGUGGACAACAGUUUCAUGUCCAACACAGUGCCAAAGAUGCUGGUGAACAUCCAGACUCAGAGUAAAGUCAUAACUUAUGAAAGUUGCAUCACUCAAGUGUACUUUUUUGUACAACUUAUAAUGUUGGACAACUUUCUGUUCAGUGUGAUGUCCUAUGACUGUUAUGUGGCCAUCUGCCACCCUCUGCAUUACACGGCCAUCAUGAACCCCCAGCUCUGUGUGUUGCUGGUUCUAGCAUGCUGGAUCCUGAGUGUCCUAAAUGCUAUGUUACACAGCUUAAUGGUGCUACGACUGUUCUGCUCUGAUUUGGAAAUCCCACAUUUCUUCUGUGAACUUAAUCAAAUAGUGCACCAUGCCUGUUCUGACCCAUUACCUAAUGAUGUGGUGACAUAUGUUGCCGCUGUGCUGUUGGCUGUUGGUCCCCUUGCUGGCAUCCUCUACUCUUAUUUUAAGAUGAUUUCCUCCAUAAGGGCAAUCUCAUCAGCUCAGGGGAAGUAUAAAGCAUUUUCCACCUGUGCAUCUCACCUUUCAGUGGUCUCUUUAUUCUAUAGCACAAGCUUAGGUGUGUACUUUAGUUCUGCUGUCACUUAA